AAUAUUAGCCCAAACCAAAACGACGUAAUAAAAUCCUAAAAAGAACCCUACUUUGCUCUCUUUCCUUCUCUUCCGCUUCUCCAGCAGCAGCAGCAGCAGCCAUGGCUACAUACGAUCUAACACCAAGAAUAGCACCAAAUCUGGACAGGCACUUAGUGUUUCCAUUAUUAGAGUUUCUCCAAGAACGCCAACUAUACCCAGAAGAUCAAAUAUUUAAAUCAAAAAUUGAACUUUUGAGCAAAACAAACAUGGUCGAUUACGCUAUGGACAUCCAUAAGAGUCUUUACCACACUGAAGACGUCCCUCAAGAUAUGAUUGAGAGAAGAGCUGAAGUUGUGGCUAGAUUGAAGGCGUUGGAGGAGGGCGCCGCGCCUCUUGUUGAUUUUUUGCAGAAUGCUAAUGCUGUUCAGGAAUUGAGAGCUGAUAAACAGUAUAACCUUCAGAUGCUUAAUGACCGUUACCAGAUUGGUCCAGAACAGAUUGAGGCGCUUUAUCAGUAUGCAAAAUUUCAGUUUGAAUGUGGAAACUACUCUGGUGCAGCUGACUAUCUGUAUCAGUAUAGGGCCUUAUGCACUAACAGUGAAAGGAGUUUGAGUGCAUUGUGGGGGAAGUUGGCAGCUGAGAUACUGAUGCAGAACUGGGAUAUUGCUCUUGAAGAACUUAAUAGGCUGAAAGAAAUAAUUGAUUCAAAGAAUUUCUCAUCGCCAUUGAAUCAGGUGCAAACUCGAAUAUGGUUGAUGCAUUGGAGUCUUUUCAUCUUUUUCAACCAUGACAAUGGAAGAACACAAAUCAUUGACUUGUUUAAUCAGGACAAGUAUCUUAAUGCCAUUCAAACCAAUGCUCCCCACCUUUUGAGGUACCUAGCAACUGCAUUCAUUGUGAACAAAAGGAGAAGACCUCAGUUCAAAGAAUUCAUAAAGGUCAUACAGCAAGAGCAACAUUCAUAUAAAGAUCCCAUCACAGAAUUUUUAGCAUGUGUCUACGUUAAUUAUGACUUUGAUGGAGCUCAAAAGAAGAUGAAAGAAUGUGAAGAAGUGAUUUUAAAUGACCCAUUCCUUGCUAAACGGGUUGAAGAUGGCAACUUUUCUACUGUGCCACUCAGAGACGAGUUCCUUGAAAAUGCUCGCUUGUUCAUCUUUGAAACUUAUUGCCGUAUACAUCAACGCAUUGACAUGGGAAUCCUUGCAGAGAAAUUGAAUCUAAACUAUGAGGAGGCUGAGAGAUGGAUCGUAAAUCUGAUACGAAGCUCAAAGCUUGAUGCUAAGAUUGAUUCAAAAUCAGGAACUGUUAUCAUGGAGCCUAAUCAUCCUAACGUGUAUGAGCAAUUGAUAGAUCACACCAAGGGGUUGUCAGGGCGUACUUACAAGUUAGUUAAUCAGCUUCUAGAGCAUUCCCAGACCCAAGCUGCUCGAUGAAUUUUCUUGGUGCACUUUUCAGGAUUUAUUGUUGUCAGUUUUUGUUAUCAGGAUGUUGUUCAUUUGGUUAAAAGAUCAGAUUCAAACUGCAGAAAUUGUACUGAUCUUGUCGGAGAAGUAUUUCUAAUAGAGUAGAGGUUGAGAAAUUAUUAAUUGAGAAAGAUGGUUUAUCUUUAAAGGAGGCAUCUCCAUUAGCUUGUUAGUACAUGCAAAGAUCAGAUUUUGUGAAAAUUCAUGAAGAGUUAAUGCUUGUGAAAAUUCAUUUCCUUGUGUA
Messenger RNA from Ricinus communis (castor bean), 1689 nucleotides. Its product is annotated as eukaryotic translation initiation factor 3 subunit E. Gene Ontology annotation, molecular function: translation initiation factor activity; protein binding. NCBI's taxonomy places the organism in Eukaryota, Viridiplantae, Streptophyta, Magnoliopsida, Malpighiales, Euphorbiaceae. Gene Ontology annotation, biological process: translational initiation. Bases 102 to 1415 code for a protein of 437 amino acids. The transcript is spliced from 8 exons. Gene Ontology annotation, cellular component: nucleus; cytoplasm; eukaryotic translation initiation factor 3 complex. The record is from RefSeq and is a predicted model, not a curated record.